Caenorhabditis briggsae is the source of this 4011-nucleotide messenger RNA. The record is from RefSeq and is a predicted model, not a curated record. Gene Ontology annotation, molecular function: phosphoribosylformylglycinamidine synthase activity. Gene Ontology annotation, biological process: 'de novo' IMP biosynthetic process. NCBI's taxonomy places the organism in Eukaryota, Metazoa, Nematoda, Chromadorea, Rhabditida, Rhabditidae.
AUGACAAAGUUUCAUGUGAAACUUUAUUCGAAAGCUGUCGAAUCUCGAAAAGUGAGCCAGAUUCAAAGAGAUUUCGAAAAGAAAUUCCAUCGAAAAUUAGAUGUUUCUGUGGAAUAUUGUUAUCAUUUGAUUGUCGACGAACCCGAUUUCAUUGAUACCAAUUGGUCUAAACUUUCCAAUUUGCUUUCUCAUUCUCCAUUUGAAAAAUAUGUUUGGAGAGAAUCAAUUUUGAAUUCCAAAAAUGGAAAAGUGAUUGAAAUUUGUCCAAGGACAGCUGUCAAAACCGCCACUUGUACCAAUAUUUUGAAUGUUUUCGAUAGUGCCGAUAUUCGGAAUGUUGAAAAAAUCGAGAGAGGAAUACGGUAUCUUGUGCCGAACGAUGUAGAUGAGAAUGAUUUUUUUGAAUUGGCAGCGGACAAAAUGACUGAAGUCAUUUACUCAACUGAUAUGAAUUUUGACAACGAGAGUCAUUCCAUUGAAAAUGUAACCAUCAUUGAUGUUCUGGCUUCAAAACAAAAUCUUAUUGAAGCUAAUGAAAAAUUGGGACUUGCAUUGGACCAGGAUGAUCUGGACUUUUAUUAUGACUUCUUCGUAAUUAAAGUCAAAAAAAAUCCUACGGAUGUUGAACUUUUUGAUCUAGCUCAAUCUGAUUCUGAGCACUCUCGUCAUUGGUUUUUCCGAGGGGAAAUUUGGAUCGAUGCGUGUGAAAGAGAACAAUCAUUAAUGGGAUCAAUUCGAGACACCUUGAAAUAUUCAAAUGAAAAUAGUCUGAUUGCUUUUAACGACAAUUCAAGCUCGAUCCGUGGAUUCGAAAGAGUUUGGCGUCUUCGACCAUCUGACCCAACUACAGUAUCCUCAAUGAAUGCGAUUUGUUCUUCUUCUCACUUGAUUUAUUCUGCCGAAACACAUAAUUUUCCAACUGCAGUUUGCCCUUUUCAAGGAGCCACUACUGGAACUGGAGGAAGAAUUCGAGAUGUUCACGCCACUGGACGAGGAGCUUAUGAAAUCGCAGGUACCGUUGGCUAUUCCUUCGGCAAUCUCAACAUUGCUGGUCUUGAUCUCCCGUGGGAAGAUCCCUCGUUCGUAUACCCAACAUCUAUCAGUGAACCAGCAAAAAUUGCCAUUGAAGCUUCAAACGGAGCAUCAGAUUACGGUAACAAAUUUGGUGAACCAGUUAUUUGUGGAUUUGCUCGUUCAUUUGGAUUGAAGUUAGAAAAUGGAGAAAGAUGUGAAUACCUUAAACCGAUCAUGUUUUCUGGAGGAAUUGGGACAAUUGACGAAGACGAAGUAAAGAAAGAGCCAUGUGCAGUUGGCCAGAAAGUGGUUAAAAUAGGUGGUCCAGUAUACCGAAUCGGUGUUGGAGGUGGUGCAGCAAGUUCGGUUUCAGUACAAGGAAAUCGAGAGAAUCAAUUGGAUUUUGCUGCUGUUCAGCGUGGAGAUGCUGAGAUGGGCGGUAAAUUGCAUCGAGUUGUGAGGGCGUGUGCAGAGAGAAAUGGCGGAAAUCCAUUGACAUCGAUUCAUGAUCAAGGAGCUGGUGGAAAUGGAAAUGUCAUCAAAGAGCUCGUUGAAGGAUGUGGAGUUACAGUCCAAAGUGAUGCAUUCCAACUAGGAGAUGAAAGUAUAUCGUUGAGAGAAUUGUGGACUGCUGAGUAUCAGGAAAAUGAUGCAGCAUUAGUAAAUCCUUCUCUGCUAGAAGCACUUCAAACAAUUUCCGAACGCGAGAAAUGCCACGUUUCUGUGGUAGGAGAUGUUAUGGAAGAGCAAAGAGUCAAAUUGGUUGGAAAAUCAGGAGAAAUUGCUGUAGAUCUAGACACUCGACAGUUGGGAGAAAGGGAGAAGAAGUGUUUCAAAUUGAAAAGUGUGCCACGGAUUCUCAAGAAACUUGAAUUGCCGAAGAACCUGACAGUCAGAGAAGCUGUUGGAAGAGUUUUAAAACUUCCUACAGUAGCUAGUAAACGAUAUCUGACAUGCAAAGUUGAUAGAUCUGUAACUGGAUUGGUAGCUCAGCAGCAAUGCGUCGGGCCUCUUCACACACCUCUAGCUGACGUGGCAGUUGUUGCACUUUCCCAUUUUGAUACGGUCGGUGGAGCAGUGUCUCUCGGAGAACAGCCUAUCAAAAUGUUAAUUGACGCCGAGAAAGGAGCAAGAAUGUGCAUUUCGGAGACUAUAAUGAACCUUAUUUGGGCUCCAAUUACAGAUCUGAAGGUAUCGAAAACAAGAUAUUCCAAAAAAAAGUUAUUUCUUUUGAAGGAUGUAAAAAUGUCAGGAAACUGGAUGUGGGCUGCAAAAUGCGAAGGAGAGGGUGCACGUUUAGUGGAAGCAGUUGGAGGUCUUUGUCAGGGUCUUCGAGAGAUUGGAUGUGCGAUUGAUGGAGGAAAAGAUUCGCUAUCGAUGGCAGUGACCGCAAAUGGAGAAGUUGUUAAGAGUCCUGGAACACUUGUUCUGUCCGCCUACGCUCCAUGCACAAAUGUUUCAAAAGUUGUGAAUCCAUCAUUAAAAGCUACUCCUGGUUCCAAAAUUUUAUGGAUCAAAUGUGGAGGUGUGAAAGGAAAAUUCAGAUUAGGAGGGAGUGCACUGGCUCAAGUUUAUUCACAGAUCGGAGACGAUUGCCCAGACAUCGAAAAUUUCUCUGAAAUUUCCCAUGUUUUUUCGAUUGUUCAAGAUCUAUUAAAUGAAGAUCAAUUGGUUGGAACAGUUAGAAAACCAAAAAUCCUUGCAGGACAUGAUAUUUCUGACGGCGGUCUUAUUACGACAAUUUUGGAAAUGGCGUUUGCUGGAAAUGUUUCAAUUGAUAUUGAUAUUCAAAAAGAAACGGAUCCCAUCAACAUUCUAUUUUCUGAGGAAUGCGGGAUUGUUCUCGAAGUUUCAGAUGCAGAAAACGUUAUGAAAAGAUGCCAAAGUUCGGUCAUUGAAUGUUCCGUUAUUGGCCAUGCUACUCCGGAAUAUGGAUCAGAUGCACAUGUUAAAAUUCAAGUGAAUGGAAAGAUGGAAAUCAAUGAAAAAUUGGUGGAUUUACGAGAAGAAUGGGAACUUGUUGGCGAUAAAUUGGGAGAGCAUCAAACCAAUUUGAAAAGCUUGGAAGAAGCGAAAAAUGUGCGAAAGGAUUGCAAAAAAAUUCAAUACAAGUGUGAUUUUGAAUGGUUUUACCAUCCUUCGUUUAUCUAUCACGAACAGUACUUUUCAACGGCUCCACGCGUCGCAAUAAUUCGGGAAGAAGGAUCCAAUGGAGACAGAGAAAUGGCAUCUGCUUUUACUUUGGCCGGUUUUCAGACUUUUGAUGUUACAAUGAGUGAUAUGCUGAAAGGACACAAUUUAAAUUCCUACAGAGGAGUUGCAUUUGUUGGAGGAUUCUCUUAUGCCGACGUUUUGGGAUCUGCCAAAGGAUGGGCUGCGGGAAUUCAAUUCAAUGAGAAAGUUUCACAGAGUUUCAAAGUUUUCCGUUCAAGAUCUGACACAUUUUCAUAUGGAGUCUGUAAUGGAUGUCAGUUGAUGGCUCAACUCGGCUGGGUUGGAGAUGAAGAUGAUGAAUCGGAAAGCGUUACAGUAUUCCUAGAUGAAAAUGAAUGUGGACGAUUCGAAAGCAACUUUGGACCUGUCAAAAUAGAACAGAGUCGAUGUAUCAUGCUUUCUGGAAUGGAGAACUCAAUUCUGGGACUGUGGUCUUCUCACGGUGAAGGUCAAUUCAAUUAUCGAUCAUCUCAAAAUCUCGAAAACUUGAGAAGAAACGGUCAGGUUUGUGUCCGUUUCUGCGAUGAUCUUGGAAUGACUGGCGCUGAUUACUCGAAAGAAAAGCUACCGUACCCAUGGAAUCCGAAUGGAUCUAUUGAUGACGUGGCCGCGAUUUGCAGUCGCGAUGGAAGGCAUCUCGCAAUGAUGCCUCAUGCGGACCGAUCCUUCUUGACGUGGCAAUGGGCGGAUCCAGAUGAUGUCAACUGGAAUACACGAUUUGAUCAACAGUCAGUGGCACUUUCUCCUUGGAUUCGAAUGUUCAGAAACGCCUAUAAUUGGUGU